UAAGGAAUAAGGAAAGAGAGAAGAGGGCAUAUCAAAGGCUGAGCACAGCUACAAGAGAGAAAGAAGGAGGAGGAAGAAGAAGAAGAAGUGUAUCUCACAAUCUCCUGUCAGAAAAUUCUUUCAGAUCUUUUUCUUGAGGGAGAGGAAGUGGUUUAGAGAGAAGUGAUUUUGAUUUUGAUUUUUGAUUUUUGAUUUUGGAUUUUUGUUUUUUUGAUUUUGUUAUGUGGCACACUUCAAUUUAAGAAGAUUCUAGAGAGAGAAAAAGUGGUGAGAUUUGUUGUUCGCAAUUGGAAUUUCCCCUACUUUGAUGUGCGAUUGUGGGGGACUGGAUUGUGAUCGAUCGUGUCGGCGGCGGCGAUGGCGAAGCGGAGGGAGCGGACGCUGGCGGAGCUUUACAAUGGAACGGAGAUGAUUUUGGAACCAGAGUUUUGAGAGGGAGCUGUCGGAUGCAAGGGCCUGUGGACGAGACGGAUUAUGAUAUUCAGACCAAUACGGCAUCAGCUGAAAAGGGAAGUCGGAAAGCUUAUAUUAGGGCAGAAUCUGGGACCUGUAACGUGUGCUCCACUCCUUGCUCAUCUUGCAUGCAUUUUAACCAAGCUCUCAUGGGGUCAAAGUCUGAUGAAUCUUCUGAUGAAAACUGCCGGGGAAAUGCUGUUAGCCAGUAUUCUGUUAAUGAUGUGCAACCUCCUUUUAAGAGUAGAACAUGUGAUAACUUACAAAAUACUGCCAGUGAGAUAAGUAAUCUAGUCAGUGCUAAUUCAAGUCAUGAUUCAUUCUCUGAAAAUGCUCAAAGUCAAGCAGCAUUGGAUGCGUCUGAAGAUGUUGAGAUGCUUCCAAGUGAAAAUAUUGUAGAGGAUCACCUUGCUUCGAAACCAAAAUGUGUUUCUGAUCAAAGAAGCCUUCCAAAUAAGUAUGAUGAUCCAAAGGGUUUAGAAGUGCAUGAUGAUAACAUCUCAUGUAUUAUUGAGAAUAAAGAUGAAAAGACCAGUUAUAAUGCUGACAGAAAAUGUAGUGCAGGUUCAGUUAGUAGUGUUUGUCAAGAGGGAUUUGGAAAGACUGUUCAUUUUCAAACUGCCUCAGGCAGUCAUGAUGUCAGUGAUAUGAAAAAGAGCCAUAAUAACAGUGGGCAAGUGAGUUGUUAUACUCAAGAUUCUAUUCAGAAGGUGCCUCCUAGUUUAUCAACACCUUCAGAGGUUCCUUCCCUAAAAGAUAUUGAUAUUGGCACUGGCUCACAGGGCAGUGGAUUGCCUUCCUGCGACCCAAAAGUUAAGGAUUUGGAAGAGGAUUUCUCUUCUCAUCUCAAGGAAGAAUUGCCCGAGUGCUCAAUGGGGCAUAUGAAUUCAUCAUCGACAAAAGAGGCAGCACUGAAUGUUGUAUCUGGUGAGAAAUCUGCUGGAUAUGACUCUGCUGAUACUAUUGCAAAUAGUAAAACUAGUUUUAUUGGAGGCAGUUCUGUGGUUUCAAUUGAAGUUCAUACAGACUUAGAAGUAGAGACUGACAAGGAUGGUAAGGACAGGCCGACUGAAGCAUUGAAAUGUGUAGACCAAGAUGAGGAGGUCAAGAAGUGCAAUGAGUUGCCUAAGUUACCUGAUAUUGAGAAACCUUCUUUGCAAUCUCAGCUUGUGGAUGAGAGUGAUGAAUCAGACGUUGUGGAACAUGAUGUCAAAGUUUGUGAUAUCUGUGGAGAUGCAGGUCGGGAGGAUUUACUUGCUAUUUGUAGUAGAUGCAGUGAUGGUGCUGAGCACACCUAUUGCAUGCGAGAAAUGCUGGAUAAAGUUCCAGAAGGUAAUUGGAUGUGUGAAGAAUGCAGGUUUGAGAAGGAAAUUGAAAUCCAGAAGCAAGUGAAAGUUGAAAUGGAGGGUACUGAGAAAAAUCAACUUUCUGGACAAGCAAAUGCUGUAAAUGCUGUAAAUGCUGAUGUACUUGUGAAGUUGGAUACAAAAGAUUCGGAUGUUGAGGGAAACAGUACCCACAAAGUUGUUUCAGGUACACAAGUCUCUGGUAAGAGACAUGCUGAGAAUACAGAAGUUGGUCCAGUGGUGAAAAGGCAGGCUGUUGAACUAAGCUCGGGAUCGCCAAAGUCAUCUAGCCCUAGCAGAAUAGCUGCAUUAUCUCGGAAUGGUUCAUUCAAGAAUUCAGAUAAGGGGAAAGUUAGGCCAGUCCAUCAAACGUCUUCUACCACACACUCCAGUGAUAUUCCGGAAACUGCACGAUCUCCAACUGCAGGUCCACGACUUACACCUCGUGGUGCUUUGUUAAAGUCUAAUUCUUUCAGCACUUCAAACACAAAACCAAAAGUGAAACCUGUAGAGGAAGUUCUUCCUGAAAAGCAGAAGAGGGUUAGGGAACCUGCUUCCCUUGAUAUGAAGGAGGGUAUUAGUAAAAUGAUGGGAAAAUCCAUGUCAUUUAAAUCCUCAGGCCGUUUAAAUGCUACUGAAUCAAAAGUUAAAAUGCUCUCCCCUAAUUUUUCUCAUGUUCAGAAUCCAAAAGGAUUAAAACAGGCUAUAGAACGAAACUCAUUUGAUAGGAAGAAUUCGUUUAAAUCAGAACGUACAUUGGGUAGUUCAGCAAUGGCUGGUUCUAGUGUUUCUACACCAAAGCCUGAUCAAAAACCUGCAUCUCGUGGCGAAUCUGUUUCACUUUCUUCUAUAAGCAAUAACCGUGAUUCGAAGGCUGUGCAGUCUGAUGGGAAAUUAACUUCUCCAAAGCCAACUUGCCAUCCAAGUCGUAAAGGUUCAGAAAUUCCAGUUACUUUAGGUGAAGUUAAGAGGCAGUCUUCUUCAUCUACCAAUGGAACAUGCAGUUCUUCUGAACAGAAGCCUAACCAUGCUAGCUUGAAGGAUGAACCUUCAUCAAAUUCGUGGAACACUGAGAAAUCUGUUCAUGCUAAUGAAACACCACAAGAUGGGUCGCCUUGGUCUCGGGAAUCAACAAAUCAGGGUGAGAAAACGAGAGAGACUUCUGUUAAUCGCCCAAAGCAGAGUUCCACCACUGGUGGAAGAAAUCUUCCCUGUGAAAAAUGUAAAGAAAUUGGUCAUUCUUCACAAUCUUGCACAACUAGCAGUCCUCGGCCUUCUACUGUUGAUGCAUCAGCUGCAAAAAGUUCAAAAGAGUUGAUGAACAAGGGUAAUAAGUUGAAAGCUGCAAUUGAAGCAGCCAUGCUUAAAAGGCCUGGAAUAUACAAAAGGAACAAAGUUCUUGAUCAAUCUGAUGAGGCUUCCUUGUCAAGCACAGAUUUGAAUGGUCAAAUGGCUUCUCAAGAUCAAUUAUCAAUUUCGAGUAGUACAAAGAAUAUGGUUUCUGCUGAAGGAAUGGAUGAAGGGAAAGCAAUAGUCCAGAAUUAUACUGUUGACUCUUCCAAACAAACAGCUGUCAACAACUUGAAGCAACUUUCUGUGCUCCCUACUGGAUCUGUAUUCUCUUCCAAAGUGGGAGAAGUAGAUUCUAUUGUCCCUGCUGAUGUAAAGCCUUCUAUGAGAGACAUUUCUAGUGAUGCUUCCACUGCAGCUAAUGUUCUUUGGAAGAUGCCUGUCAUUCCAGAGCAUGAAUAUAUUUGGCAAGGGGUUUUUGAAGUCCAUAGAAGUGGAAAAGUGCCAGACUUAUGUGGUGGAGUGCAAGCACACUUAUCAACCUGUGCGUCACCUAAAGUUCUUGAAGUGGCAAAUAAGUUUCCCCACAAGGUUCUCUUGAAUGAAGUUCCUCGCUUGAGUAUGUGGCCAGCACAGUUUCAAGAUUGCAGUGUUAAAGAAGAUAACAUUGGGCUCUAUUUUUUUGCUAAAGAUCUUGAAAGUUACGAGAGAAACUACAGGAGUUUGUUGGAGAGCAUGAUGAAGAAUGAUUUAGCUCUUAAAGGAAACAUUGAUGGUGUUGAACUCCUGAUAUUCCCAUCCAACCAGCUUCCUGAGAAAUCUCAGCGUUGGAAUAUGAUGUUUUUCUUAUGGGGUGUAUUCAAAGGAAGGAGAUUGAAUUGCUCAGAACAGACAUCUGGUUCUUCAAAGGUUGUCUGUAUUCCUAGUUUGAAUACAGUACCCGAGGAUGAUGAUAUUCCCAGCAUUGCCAUGACUUCAUCUGAGAACACAUGCUCACCUGAACGUAUGGCUAAAGAUGUAAACACAUGUGACAGAUCAUGCGAUGUAGACCUGUCAUCCAUGGCUCCUGCCUUAGUGGACAUACCCUUUGUUUCAUCAUCUGAAACUGUAAAUGGAAAUCACAAUACGAAAAUACCUUCAUGCGAUGAUAAGUGCUUAGGUUCACAAGAAAAAAUGGAGCAGCAGGAGACCAAACUUGAUGUCCACUUCUUGUCCAGGAUUCCAACAGGCAGUUCACAGUUGUGCCCGGAAGUGAGAUGCACCAGUACUUCCCUGAAAGAGCAUAGCAAUCCAGAUGGCAAACUGGAGUCGAAGCUUCAACCUUCUGUUCCAUUAACUAAGAUAGGAAGUGGUUCGAAUAGAGUUGAGAAGUUGCCAGUGCAUCGGGCCGCAUCACUUGAUAGGCAGGAUGUUCUGCAUCAUCCUUUCAAGAUGCUUCCCAUUGGUUCUCAAGAGGUAGGUGUCAUGGGAAGCAUCAGUGAGGAGAAGCUACAUGAUAGAAUGAGCAGCAUCACGAGUCGAGCAAAAUUUGAGAUUGUCUUGAUGGACGAAGAUAGGGUUAUGGACACAGAAGCUGAUGGAGAGGGUUGGCAAUUCAACACUAAACGGCCACGCUCUGAUCCUACAGAGACAGUGUCACAACCUUCUUCUACUGGUACAAGUCAAGGAUUGCCAUGGAAUACUGGGAAUAGUAUUUUGGUUGAUGGAGAGAGUGAGCGCAAGAAACUGAAGACAAGUUAUAGUGGAGCAUUUGUUUGUAACAGUUCUAGAAAUACGAGUUCUUUGAGUGAUGGUUUUGCAUCACCCAUAAACGAUCCGGCUCCUGUUGUUCCACCUAUCAAUGAAAAAAGAUUCUUUCCUGUAGAUUUGCAUCCUGUGAGGAACUUCCUCUUGGGGGAUGACUCCAUGCCUCGGAAAGCAUUCUCACCAGAAUAUGAGGAUCGACUUCAUGAUACAGUCCCAAAUCUUGAGCUUGCCUUGGGGGCUGAAAAGAAACCAUCAAAACAAGGGAUCCUGCCUUGGUAUCUUGGGAGUGCAGACAAGAAAACCGAGCAGGACAAGCCUCCUGAUAUGGUGACAAUCAAGGAAGACGAAGAUGCAGCUUCUCUUUCCCUUUCUCUUUCCUUUCCAAUCCCAGAGAAGGAACGAGCUGUGAAACCUGUCCCCAGAACCGAGCAGCUCCUUCCUGAAAGGCCCAAUGUGAAUACAUCCUUCCUCCUAUUCGGGAGGGGCUUCCCAGACAGUUAGACAGACUCGUGGUGAUGCACAUUGUAUACAUUAUGAUGCCCCCAUCGCUUAGAACCAUAAUCUAUUUCCAUCUGUUCAUAUAACCCAUACAAGAUCAAGUAAUAAUUUUCUUUUUCGCCUUUGUUUUCUCAGUUUCCUUUUUUUGAGUGCAUAGUAACGGCGGUUUGUAUAUAAAGAGGAUGAAAGCCGACACAGUUUCGAAAUGCCAUGAGGGAUUUCCAGAACAAUGUGUUGGUUUUUUA
This is a messenger RNA of Vitis riparia (riverbank grape), 5578 nucleotides long. RefSeq lists its product as uncharacterized. The coding region runs from base 447 to 5336 and encodes 1629 amino acids. NCBI's taxonomy places the organism in Eukaryota, Viridiplantae, Streptophyta, Magnoliopsida, Vitales, Vitaceae. The record is from RefSeq and is a predicted model, not a curated record. The transcript is spliced from 11 exons.